Colias croceus (clouded yellow) is the source of this 2605-nucleotide messenger RNA. RefSeq lists its product as uncharacterized. Gene Ontology annotation, biological process: regulation of synaptic transmission, glutamatergic; G protein-coupled glutamate receptor signaling pathway. Lineage: Eukaryota; Metazoa; Arthropoda; Insecta; Lepidoptera; Pieridae. The record is from RefSeq and is a predicted model, not a curated record. Gene Ontology annotation, molecular function: group II metabotropic glutamate receptor activity. The transcript is spliced from 4 exons. Bases 273 to 1841 code for a protein of 522 amino acids. Gene Ontology annotation, cellular component: membrane.
AAUAUGAAACCGGUGUUGCCUCGCACGUGCAUCCGACACGCAUCAUGGACCCCAAGACAUCCACUUAGUGCGUCCUCGCUCUUCACACCAUCCGUACGCAUGGAGAUACCAUUUCCCGCGCAAACAUAACAUUAAAAAAACAAUGAACAAGGCUGAAAAAAUAGUGCUUUGAAAAGGACAUUUUGUGCUUCUGAAAUAAACUUUUUAGGAAACUAUUGGAGCGCGGAUGUAUCUACUGCGGGACUCGGGUAGCUGAGGGCCGGCAAGGCCUGAUGGCGGGCACAACAUUACACUCACUGCUCUUAAUAGCGGUGCUCUCACACUCGGCGAUUAGCUAUGCUGCUCGGUUUGGUGAUCGGAUUGCUCCUCGAAUACCCGCCCCGUACGCGCCACGUAAUGCGAAAAUAGCUCAUAGAUAUGCUCAAAACGAGGAAGACGACCGAGACUAUGAUGAGCAAAUCUUGGCUAUGGAUGAAGAUGAAUUUAAACCGGAAACAGAAGCUCCGCAUAGACGCCCUGCACGAACGGAAGCGCAUCGACUGGAAAUGAGUACAGAAUAUUUUGUUAUACCGGAACGUAUUUCUUCUACGUCAUCUUCAACGUCUCGCCCAAAAGCAAUUUCGACACCGCGACCAAUAAACAAUACAACACCAACAGUGAAAACUUUAGUGCCAAUAGCGGUCUUGAGACCGGAACCUUGGGCCGUUCCGAUACUAGCAUUAGCGUGCGUUAUAAUGAUAGUGAUAUGUGCUUUUGAAGCUUUUGUUAUUUGGGGAGCUAGUAAAAAGGCUCCGAGUCAUCGACAUUUGCUUCUUGGACAAACAUUACUUUUUGGCCUUUUUUUGUGUGCAGGCACUGCAGCAUUAUAUGUCGCAUCGCCUACUAAUUUUACAUGUGGUGCAGUCCGCUUUGGAACUGGAGUAUCAUACGUUAUUGUGUUUGUGACUUUAUUAGUGAAAUGUGUAUUUUUAUUGAGUUUAAAUGGAGGAGUUUAUCUCCCAGCAGCGUAUCAAGGAUUAUUAUUAUUUUUUGCAAUAAUGAUACAAGUGGCCAUUGGAGCGCAAUGGCUUGGAGGUUCGCCCCCGCGAGUUGCUGCCGGCGGAACCAGAUGUGAAACCGCACUAUCUGAUCUACUACUAUCAUUGUGUUAUGCCGCAUUUCUGAUCGCUGUAGUAUGUGGUGUUGCGCUCCGCUCCCGCGGCAUACGCGACAACUAUCGAGAAGCGACUCAUAUAGCCGCAGCAGGUGGCGCAACGGCCGCAGUUUGGGUAUGCUGGGUGGCGGCAGCCCUGGGAGCACCUGAACAACACAAAGAUGCUUGUGUAGCAGCUGGUUUGCUCGGUACCUGUACCGUAGUAUUCGCUCUCAUGUUUGCACCGAAAGGGCGUCGCCUUGCGGCGUUAGGACGUGAAGGUCGCUGGGAUGCAGAUCGUGAAGAAGGAUUGAGUUCUUUAGGCGCGGGCGGAUCCGGCUACUCGCCUUCAUUCUUCCAUUUCAAACCAGUUAAAUACGGGAUGGUAUCAGCCGUAGGCCAAACUCAAGCGGCGCCAUCAAUACUAGAUCGCAAGGAACCCCCAGCUCAGCAAGCCGAUCCGUACAGUGGUAUGUUCCUGGGCUCGCACUUCCACAGACGCACAUUGUGCCCUCCGCCGCACUACCCUAUGCACCCACUAACGCACUUUAACUACAAUUACCCGCCCUAUCACUACAUGUUACCACCAGGCGUGAUGAUGCGACCGGAGGAGGCCAACGUGUACACGAGCGUAGAGCCCACCUUCAGCAGCAAUCCCAACGUAUUCUUCCAACGCACGGAGCCGUUGCACGUCGGCAUGAUGUACUGAGCCCCAGGCAAACCAGCGUUCCCGCGCGAACAGUGAGAUUUGACGGAUUAUUAAUAACAAAACCAUAGACAAUUUGGAAAAAAAUGGGUUUCCGAGAAGUAAGUGUCGUCGCAGGAGGUGCUAAUAGAAAGAUAUAAAUUAUAAAGUAAUUGAGAUUAUGAUGACAAUGAUUGAGAGAAUACUGUAAAUUGUAAUGCUGUUAAGAAUUAUAAAAACCUUACGAGGAUCAAAUACAAAUCUUUAAAUAGCAAUUUUCCUAAACUACUUUCCUAAUGAACAUUUUACACCAUACCAUGGGACCAUCAUGUUUGCAGAAGCUAUUGCAAGCUUGCAAUUCUUGGCUCUAUGUUGUAUAUGCUGUAACUCUAGAAAUUUCUGUAUAGAAAUCUCUAACAAUAAAUGAACUAAAUAUAAACAUCUAUCAGAUAAAUCUUUAAAAAAAUUGUAUAGUCAGUAUAAAAAUUGCUUGGUAUAGCCUAUACCUGCCAUGCCUAAGUAUAUGAAUUUUAGUCAAUAGUACAUAUUUUUUAAUUAUAAACUUGACCAAAUUACUAGAAAUGACUACAUUUUAAUUGCAUAACAAAAUUAGUAAUAGCUUAAUGUAGGGUAAUAUUUUUUUUCUUUUUUGCAAGUAUGUAUCUCCAAAUAGAAUAUUAUAAAAUUUGUGAUGUUGAAUUCUAAGCCCACCCUGACUGAAAAUUGUGUCAAAUUUAAAAAUAAAUAACUAAUAUGCUCUUAAUGGUGUAAAUAAAAUUUAUUUUGUA